Messenger RNA from Gossypium arboreum, 1503 nucleotides. RefSeq lists its product as uncharacterized. The record is from RefSeq and is a predicted model, not a curated record. The transcript has 4 exons. The coding region runs from base 1 to 1503 and encodes 500 amino acids. Lineage: Eukaryota; Viridiplantae; Streptophyta; Magnoliopsida; Malvales; Malvaceae.
AUGGAAAUCAUGAUGAUAAGAGUGGACGUUCAAGAAGACGAUGAAGUAACCAUGGCACGUUUCUUGGCUGGUCUCAACCGAGACAUUGCCAAUAUUGUGGAGUUGCAACACUACGUCAAGGUGGUAGACAUGGAGCAAAUGGCUAUCAAUAUCAAGUCAGAGGUUGAAAAUGAGUCCGAACCGACAUUUGAUGAGGUGGAAGAAGUAGAAUAUGCUGUAGAUGGUGAGCUUUUUGUUGUUAAACGAAGUCUUAGUCUCCAAAGUGUGGAAGACAAGCAACAAAGAGAAAACAUCUUCCAUACUCGGUGCCAAGUCCAAGGGAAGAUCUGUAGCGUCAUCAUUGACGGUGGGAGUUGCACGAACGUGGCGAGCACUUUCAUGGUGGAAAAACUUGGCUUGCCAACCACCAAGCACCCGAGCCCAUAUAAACUCCAAUGGUUGAAUGAUGGCGGCGAAUUAAAGGUGACAAAGCAAGUACUCGUAUCUUUUACCAUUGGAAAAUAUACGGAUGAAGUGCUUUGUGACGUAGUUCCCAUGCAUGCGGGUCAUUUGUUGCUUGGACGCCCGUGGCGGUUUGAUAGACGAGUUCUCCAUGAUGGGUAUACCAAUACGUAUACGUUCAAGCAUAUGGGAAAGAAUGUGCCGUUAGAACUGUUAGCACUGAAGCAAGUUUACGAGGAUCAAAAGAAAUUGAAAAGUUCUGAUUUUCAAGAUGUAUUCCCGGAAGAAACUCCGAGUGGGUUGCCACCUCUUUGCGGAAUCGAGCAUCAAAUCGAUUUUGUGCCCAAAGAUGUUAUUCUAAAUCGACCAGUGUAUAGAUCGAAUCUUGAAGAGACUAAAAAACUCCAACGGCAAAUCAAAGAGUUGGUGGACAAAGGUUACAUUCGUGAAAGCCUUAGUCCUUGUGCCGUACCUGCCUUGUUUGUGCCAAAAAAGACGGAAUGUGGCGAAUGUUUCGUAGUUAGCUCGAAGGGCUUGGAAGUGGACCAAGAAAAGAUAAAGGCUAUUCAAGAGUGGCCGAGACCUACAAGCUUUAGCGAAGUUCGAAGCUUCCAUGGUUUGGAAAACUUCUAUCGGUGUUUCGUGCCCAACUUUAGCACAAUAGCCGCACAUUUAACAAGCGUGAUUAAGAAGAAUUCAGCCUUCUACUGGAACGACGAGCAAGAGAAGUCUUUCAAUGAAAUUAAGAGUUGUCUUACUAAGGCCCCUUUAUUGCCAUUACCCGAUUUUUCUAAAACCUUUAAGAUUGAAUGUGAUGCAUCAAGUGUCAGAAUCAAGGCCGUGCUAACCCAAUAUGGAAGGCCUGUGGCAUAUUUCAGUGAGAAUUUAAAUGGGGCUGCGCUUAACUAUCCCAUUUAUGACAAAGAAAUGUACACACUUAUUCGAGCUCUCGAGACAUGGCAGCACUACCUAUAUCUAAAGGAGUUCGUGAUUCACUCUGAUCACGAAGCGUUAAAACACAUCAAGGGCCAGCAUAAGCUAAAUAAAUGCCAUGCGAAGUAG